Closterium sp. NIES-67 is the source of this 2035-nucleotide messenger RNA. The record is from the annotation of a GenBank genome assembly. Lineage: Eukaryota; Viridiplantae; Streptophyta; Zygnematophyceae; Desmidiales; Closteriaceae.
UUUGGAGUUGUGGAGGGUCUAACUGCUGUGCUAUAUCGAGUAUAAGAAUUGAUCACGCGCCUUGCGAAAUUGCGACCAAUCCGCGCUACCCGGUAACCUGAACCUUCGCCCACGCGUCACUCGCGGAACCAAUGAGCUCGGAGGCUUCGAAUUCGCUAGUGUUUGACCACCUUAGUAGAAUAAUACGAGCCUCUUAUUGCCGAUCUCUCAAGAGCCUCGUAGAAUGAUAAGAAGAGUUGAGAUUUGAACCAGCGAACUGUUUCGUGGGGUCAUUUACCCGUUUUACAUGUAAGGUCUGCUGACUUGCGCGUAGGUGGUGGGUGUUGCAUUAGCGCGUCCGCGCAGCCCCGCGCGUCAUGGGGAAAGGCGGAGCGGGCGGCGGGGGAGCGGGGAGGGGCGGAGGAGGAGGGUCUGCGGGGAUGGGCGGAGGCGGGGGAGGGGGCGCGGGCGGAAGUGCGGUGCGCGUGUGUGUGUUUGACUCGCGGCGAGGGAAGCGGGAGGGGGAAGAGGCGGAGAAGCUUCUGUUCUUCUUCCCGCCCGCCACUCCACUGUCGGAGCAAGUGGCGCUGCUGGGAUUAUGGGAGGGACUGAUCGCCUUCACCAGGAUCUUCUCCCCCCAUCGCCCCUGCCAAGUGAUGCGAGCGCACUUCCACCGCCACGUGCUGCUGGAGUGCGAACCGGGCAUCUUCAUGGUCAUGGUGGUGGAGUGUCGGGGGGUCAACGGCGUUGUGCCGCCCGACGCUACAGUGCGCGACGAGGCUCUCCGGCAGUAUCUGGGGGAGGCGCAUGCGCUUUUCUGCCUUUUCUUUGCCAGCAUCGACCGCUUGUUGUCGGAGCAAGCCCGCUCUCCCUCCACUGAUCCCCCCUCAGCCGACUUAGCCCGCGCCUGCCUGCAAGCCUUUCUCCCGGACUUCCUCACAGGCGGAUCUCCAGAGCCCUCCUCUCUCGCCUUCCCCUUCUCCCUCUCCUCCGCCGCCUCGCCUCGUGUCCGCCUGCCUGUGCUCCUCGACUCUCUCUCCAACCGCCUCGCCUCGCGCCACCUGAAUCUGCCGCGCUCGUUGACGCUCCCCUCCUUGUCUUUGGCUCAUCGCCUGGCCGACGCCUUUCAAGGGGGUGCUCUGCUGCUCUGCCACAACCUGCUCCUCGCGUCUACCCUCUCCCCGGCCGACACUGCAGCACUGCACUCCUAUGCCUGUCUGCGCCUUCUCCCCUCAUCCCUCUCCCCCCCCUCCUCCUCGUCCUCAAUCCUCCGCUCCCUCUCUCCCUUCCGCUCCCCCUUCACCUCCUCCUCCUCCGCCGCCUCCUCCCCCUCCCCUCGCCGCACCUCCUCCUCUUUCCUCAGUCCCUCACUCACUCCCUCACUCACUCCUUCCUCCUCCUCCUCUCUCCCUCGCUCUUCCUCCACUCCCUCUCUCGCCAUCCCCUCCCCCUUCACCCACACUCCCCCGCUCUCCCCCUCCGCUUGCCCCCGCCCCAGCCAACCAGUUCCCCCUUCCCCCUCCGCUGCCCCUGCCCCUUCCAACCCCCCCACUUCAUCCUCCCCUUUCCCCCUCCCCUACUCCUCCCCUCCCUUGCCCCUCCGCGCAUCAUCCUGGACUAAAUCCACGUCAGGUCACUCCCUUUCCACGUCAGCAUGGGGGGUAGAUCCCCUAAACAACACUCCUCUCCCCCCUCUAGCCUAUUUGAGGUCUUUGGGGGUAGAGGUGAGGGGAGAAGGGGCAGAGGGAGGGGAAUGGGGAGAGGGAGGUGAGAUGGGAGCAAGAGGUAGGGGGGAUGAGGGGAACGAGAGGGGUGGGGGGAAGAAAUAUGGUCGGGAGGGGGAGAGUGGUGGUGGAGGGGAGAAGGAAGGAGGGGUGGUGGGAGUUCUGCGGGCGUUUUUUUUCAAAGAUUUGACAGCGCUCGUGGUGGAACCCCUGCCAGCAGCAGCAGCUGCUGCUGCUGCUGCAGGAGAGGGCUGGAGGGAUGGCAAUGCCAAAUCGGACCUUCACCCAGAGCCAUUCCCCAUCAGCUGGUGAGGGAGAUGGAGGCACGUGAA